CUUCGUGGCACUGUCGGGGGCGGGACUGUGAGGUCCGACGGGAAAACUAAAGAAAGGCGAAGACCUCUAACGAAACGAUGGCUGCAAUCAGAAAGAAACUGGUGAUAGUUGGUGAUGGAGCCUGUGGAAAGACCUGUCUGCUCAUAGUGUUCAGCAAAGACCAGUUCCCUGAGGUUUAUGUGCCCACAGUGUUCGAAAACUAUGUGGCAGAUAUUGAGGUCGAUGGUAAACAGGUGGAACUGGCUCUUUGGGACACAGCAGGUCAGGAGGACUAUGACCGACUGAGGCCUCUCUCCUAUCCAGACACAGAUGUCAUCCUCAUGUGUUUCUCCAUUGACAGCCCUGACAGUUUGGAGAAUAUUCCAGAGAAGUGGACUCCUGAGGUCAAGCACUUCUGUCCCAAUGUGCCCAUUAUUCUUGUGGGAAACAAGAAAGACCUGAGAAAUGAUGAACACACGCGUCGAGAGUUAGCUAAGAUGAAACAGGAACCAGUGAAGUCAGACGAGGCGAGGGACAUGGCUAACCGGAUCAAUGCCUUUGGUUACUUGGAGUGCUCAGCCAAGACCAAGGAUGGUGUGAGGGAGGUGUUUGAGAUGGCCACCAGGGCGGCACUGCAGGCCAGGAGGCGAGGCAAGAAGAGCGGCUGCCUUCUGCUAUAGAGUGUCAGCUCACACAGUAUUGGGAGGGGGAAACAAACCAGGCCAAAUAAUCAUCCCUCCUCUGUGCCUGCUUUGUCACCAAGGUGGGCACAAUGAAAUGGGGCGUUAUAGGGAUGAGAGAGAACCAAGCUAAAGGGGAAAAAAGGAAGGUCAAAUGCAUUGGAAAAAGGGACUAUAUACAUUUAAGUACAAGGUUAUAGCUUUUAGCUUUCAAAUAAAAAUACUGUAAUCUUGUGUUUAGGAUUCAUAAAAAUAUUAUGAGAAUGUGAAGAGAUGCGUACUUUUCAAAGUGUGGGAGGGUAUGUAGAGUUUCCAGUUCAUUGAAUGGAGUAUGAUUGUCUCCUCUGUUCUAAACCAUAGCUCUAUGGUUUAUAGUUGAGAGCAGCUCCAGAAGAGAUCAGGUGUGUCAGUGCACCCCCAGAUCCGUGCCUGCCUAACUAACUGUUGGACGACUUCCAUGGCCUGCACUGUGACUCUGCUUGUCUUUCUUUCUCCUUUAUUUCCCUGUAGAAACAUAGACCAGCCUAAAUUUAUAUGGUCUAGUGUUUCUGUUUUAUGAACCUGUAGUAUUUGAUACAAAUUCCAUCCAUUUAAAAAGCUGAGUUUGAAUGAUGGCAUUCGAGCAUAAAUACACAAUGGUAAUGAGACCAACUUAUUUGAGUGUUUUAUGAUGAAUGCAAUGAUUUAAAAAAUUAAGUUGAGCUUAUCGUAGCUUUCAAAUCAGAAACCCUUAUGACUGAACUGAUGUGGAUGUCACUGUAUACAGUUGGGUAUUUAAGGGUUAACAAAAUUGUAUUGUCCUCUAUACCAGUGGUUCCCAACUGGUACAGCCACAGGAUUUCCAGAUUUCUCCUUAUUCAUUUGUCCAAGGUCCACACACUUAAAUACAUUCAAUGUCAUACUGUUACUUGCGUUUGGCCAUGUCAUCCAGCUAGUUUGCUGUAUUGAAGAAAAAAGGUCAGUGCUGGAAAUUCACUGUACUUAGAAAAUGUGUAUUUCUCACAAAGCUGACAUGUUCGUGAGUCACUUGUGGUCCGUUCAGAAUGGGCCUGCGACCCACCACUUGGGAACCACUGCUGUAGACCUCAACUGCAAAUUUUCAAAUAGUAACCAGCCUCAACUACAGAGAGAAGCAGAUGUUUAUGUAAAACAGGGUUAUAUUAGAGACAAGCCUUAUUUAUAGUUUCCUGUUUAAGUAUUUUUCAUCAGAAGCCUCUGUGUUUUCUGAUCUGCUCCUGUUUUAAUUUGCUGUUGAUGCAAACUCAACAUUUCCUCCAUGUUUCUCUGUUGUCUCAAUUAAUUCAGGAUAAUUUACAUUUCUACAGCACUAUUUCAGUCACUACAGUCAUGUCAGAGUUUCUCUUUUUAACAGAAAUUCUCUCUACACUUACCGUAAAAAUUCAAUUAAUAGUCCGGGCUAUCAUUUGCUUAAAUUACUGAACUCAACAGGCCUAUAUUUGUGACAGGCGUCUCAGUGGGACAGGCCUUUAAUUCCUUUUAUACGAAACUGUUGCUAAGCAAUGAUGGGAAAUAUAAUCAAAUCGUUAAUUUAAACCAGUGUGAAUAUUACUUGUAUAAAAAUCAUAAAAAAUAUAAAUAUAAUAUAAAAAAUUGUAUAAAGAAUAACAUGUUAAUUAUAAAUGAUUCAUUUGAUCUAACUCUGAAGAGACAGUGCAUUAGAGAGAAAGAGUUUUGACGAUUGUUUCUCAGCACCCGGUAACUGACACAAUACCACUUUUUCUUGUGAAAACAAUCAUUCAUUUUUAUGAAAAACACUUAGGAUUAUUUUGCUCUGUGAAGCCGAACCAACUAAAGGAAUAUGAAUAACUUGCCAGGUAAUCAAGGAACGGACACAUAUUCUGACUUCAUGGCAGCUUCAGAGGCAGGUAGUCACCUUUUUUUUUUUAGUCUCUGUUUAACAUGCAGUAAAUCUAAAGGACUUGGGGUCUUCUUUGGUGCUCAUGGUUAUAUCUGUAUGUGCAAUUGAAGCAGCCAACUAACAUUACCCCAAGUGGGUAGCCAACAGCCUGCCUUAUACAUCCAAGAACUUCUGUAAAAAUGAACUGCUUGGCAACCAGACCAAGCAUCUAAUUGAGACAGGCCUUUAUUUUUAAACAUGUAGCCACACCAGGCUUGUAGAAGGGACUGAGUGUUUAAUUGUAGUUUUAUGGUAUUUACUAUUUUCACUUAAAUUUUGCUGUGAUUUUUUUUUUUCUGCUUUUAAGUUACCAUCAAUGAAACGCAACACUUUAUGUACAGAUUUUACAUUAAAAUACUUCCAGCAGGUCAUAGGGUUUCCUCUUGUUACCAGCAGACUUUUAAUUGACAUUUACAGAAGUGCAGCAUUUCACUGACGGUACUUUCCCAGCAAUUAAAAAAAAAUGCAACAUGGAAGUGAUUAGUGAAUGAAAACAGUAUUUCUGUUGGGGAAGUGAAAUAUUUUAGUGAGUAUGACAUGACUUUGGUACUGAUGGGAUGAGUGCUGUGGAAAUUAACAUUAUACAGAAUUAUAGAAUGUGACACUUGAUAGUAUGAUAAUUCCACCCUCUGUGUUUUUAACCCAGCCAUUAUUUGUUGUUCAGCUGUUAUUGGGCACACCCAUUAUUUAAAUCCCAGCUUUUAUUUGGAAGUGUCUGGUGUACCUGUAUGUCAGGUUGAUACUAUUGGAAGUGUGUUUUGUUUCUACUAUGCCAGCUCACUUAUGUCUACAACUAUUCUUUUUUUCGCUUCAUAUUCUGUUGUAUGUUAUUUUAACUGUGAUAUUCUACUGGCUUAUGUUGUAUUAUUUGCACACAGCUUAAAACAAAAGGUCAGUGUGGUAUACACACUGACCUUUUGAAAUGUCAAAUUAUGAAAUGCAAAAUGAAAGCAACUCCUAAACAGUUGGUGAUUUGCAAGAGGAAUUUUGUUUUUGUACACAAUGGUUUCCUCACACUUUUUUUUUUUAAUGUAUUCUAAAGGAAAUAAACAGUAACUGAGAA
This is a messenger RNA of Epinephelus lanceolatus (giant grouper), 3640 nucleotides long. Its product is annotated as rho-related GTP-binding protein RhoA-C. The record is from RefSeq and is a predicted model, not a curated record. Gene Ontology annotation, molecular function: GTP binding; GTPase activity. Lineage: Eukaryota; Metazoa; Chordata; Actinopteri; Perciformes; Serranidae. Gene Ontology annotation, biological process: small GTPase-mediated signal transduction.